Molecule: messenger RNA, 1438 nt
Organism: Triticum aestivum (bread wheat)
Lineage: Eukaryota; Viridiplantae; Streptophyta; Magnoliopsida; Poales; Poaceae
Product: cinnamoyl-CoA reductase 1
Exons: 6
Coding region: 179-1036 (285 amino acids)
Molecular function (GO): oxidoreductase activity, acting on the CH-OH group of donors, NAD or NADP as acceptor
Source: RefSeq, a predicted model, not a curated record
AUUUUAUUUGGGGGGCGAGUGUACUGGGAAUUUGAGAUCCGCGGCACCUCAUCAUAAUCCAGAAACUGUUAUUGGGACAGCCCCGCUUCACCCUGCUGGAGAUAUAUUAUCGAGGAUUUGCCUCAGUUACCAGUGCUCUCUUUCAGUUUCGGGUCGCAGCACAGACAGGAGGAGCGAUAUGGAGGCGGCCGGCGCGGGGAAAGCGGCGGCGCCGGCGGCCGUGUGCGUGACGGGCGCGGGAGGCUUCAUCGCCUCGUGGCUCGUCCGGCGCCUCCUAUCCAGAGGAGACUACGCGGUGCAUGGCACCGUCCGUGAUCCCAGCGACCCCAAGAAUGAUCACCUGAGGGCGCUGGACGGCGCUGGCGAGCGGCUGCGGCUGUUCAAGGCCGACGUGCUGGACUACUCGAGCGUGGCGUCCGCCGUGGCCGGCUGCGUCGGCGUCUUUCACGUCGCCAGCCCCGUGCCCGCCGCCAAAUCCGCGGACCCCGAGGCGGAGCUGCUUGCCCCGGCGGUGGCCGGCACGCUGAACGUGCUCAGGGCCUGCCGCGAGGCCGGCGUCCGCCGCGUCGUUGUGGUAUCGUCGGUCGGCGCGGUCCUCAUCAACCCCAAGCUCCCCGAGGGCCCCGCCCUGGACGAACACUGCUGGUCCGACGAGGAGUACUGCAGAACAACUGAGAACUGGUACUGCCUGUCCAAGACACUAGCCGAGCGCGAGGCACUCUCCUACGCAGAGAAGACCGGGCUAAGCGUGGUGACCGUGUGUCCCUCGCUGGUGUUCGGCCCUCUGCUGCAGCCCACGGUGAACGCCAGCAGCUUGUUCCUCAUCAAGCACUUGAAAUGCGACGACGCGGACGCCAUGGAGGACAAGGUGAGGAACAUGGUGGACGUCAGGGACGUCACCGACGCCCUUGUGCUGGCGUACGAGAGCCCGGAGGCGGCCGGCCGCUACAUCUGCAGCGCACAUGCCAGGAAGGUCUCUGAAACGGUUUCCAUCGUCAGGACCAUGUAUCCGAACCUGAACUACCCAAAGAAGUAAGACGCCACAGUUAAUCCGCUCGCCCUACGCCACGUACGUUCAAGUGGGAGAUCAGAAGGUGUUCAGCUCCGAGAAGCUGCGGAGGCUGGGGUGGAAGUUCAGGACGUUGGAGGAGACGCUCAAGGACAGCGUCGAGUCCUACAUGGCUGCGGGAAUCCUAAACUGAGCUUGGCCAUGGACUGUCAAACAAACUGAAUUUGGCCAUGGUGUAUGUGCAAAAGGAGUGAGUGUGAAGCGUAACCAGAUGUUGCUAGUUUCAAUUCAUGGGCAGCUGGUUAGGGUUAGCUGAUUUGUGCCAUGGUCAAACUGUACCCUGAAAACUGUAGGGUGUUUCUUUUUUUGCGGGAAGACGUUCUUGUAUUACUCAAAAAUUGAGAAUCUUCUAUUAAGAUACUAUAAGCU